AUGGAGACUGCGCUAGCAAAAACGGCAGAGAAAAGGCAAGUUGCUUUUCUUGCUUUGCUAUUGCUUGUGUGGGGGUCUGGUUGUGAGACAAUUCGAUAUUCCAUUCCAGAAGAAACAGAAAGUGGCCACUUUGUGGCCAACUUGGCAAAAGAUCUGGGGCUGAGGGUGGGGGAGUUGGCCACUCGCAGCGCGCGAAUCCAUUACAAAGGAAACAAACAGCUCUUGCAGCUAGAUGUAAAGACAGGCAGUUUGCUCCUGAAUGAAAAGCUGGACAGGGAGGUGCUGUGCGGGGCGACAGAACCCUGUCUAAUGCAUUUCCAAGUCUUACUGGAAGACCCAGUGCAGAUUUUUCAAGCUGAUUUGCACCUCACAGAUAUAAACGACCAUUCUCCAGAGUUCCUAGAGAGAGAGAUGCUCCUAAAGAUUCCAGAGAGCGCGCAUCCAGGGACAGUGUUCCCUCUGAAAGCAGCGCAGGACCUCGACAUAGGAAGCAACACUGUCCAGAAUUACACAAUCAGCCCUAACCUUAAUUUUCAUGUGGUUACUCAUCACCGCGGAGAUGGCAGGAAAUAUCCAGAGCUGGUGCUGGAUAAGGCGCUGGACAGGGAGGAGCAGGCUGAGCUCAGCCUCAUUCUGACUGCGCUAGAUGGUGGGGCUCCACCCAGCUCUGGGACCUCCACAGUGCGCAUAGAAGUCGUGGACAUCAAUGAUAACGCCCCUGAAUUUGUACAGUCGCUCUAUGAGGUGCAGGUUCCUGAGAACAGCCCGAUGGAUUCUUUAGUUGUCACUGUCUCUGCUCGAGAUUUAGAUGCAGGAACGCAUGGUAGUGUGGUCUAUGCUCUAUUCCAAGAAGAUGAAGUUUCUCAACCAUUUGUGAUAGACAAAAUGACAGGAGAAAUACGCCUGAAAAAGAUGUUGGAUUUCGAGGAAGUUCCACAUUAUGACCUUGAGGUUAUAGCCACAGAUAGUGGGGGCUUUUCAGGAAAAUGUUCUGUGGCCAUACAGGUGUUGGAUAUGAAUGACAAUGCCCCACAACUGACCAUGUCAACGGCCAGGAGCUCCAUACCAGAAAACUCACCAGAGAUUGUAGUUGCUGUUUUCAGUGUAUUUGAUUCAGAUUCUGGGGAUAAUGGGAAGAUGAUUUGUUCUAUUCAAAAUGAUCUCCCAUUCCUCCUGAAACACACAUUUGAGAACUUUUACACCCUAGCAACAGAGAGGCCCCUGGACAGAGAAAUAAGAGACCAAUACAACAUCACCAUCACUGUCACCGACUUGGGGACUCCCAGGCUGCAAACCCAGCACACCUUCACCCUGCAGGUGUCCGACGUGAACGACAACGCCCCCGAAUUCACGCAGUCGUCCUACACCCUGUGGGUCCGCGAGAACAACAGCCCCGCUAUGCACUUAGGGACAGGCUUUGCUGUGCAGGAGGAGCAGGGCGCGCUCGCUGGCCGGCUGCGCGCUGCCCGAUGGCCCCUUGCCUGGACACCUGCUGGACCUGAGUGGCACGGGGACCCUGGCCCACAGCUACCAGUAUGA
Dipodomys ordii (Ord's kangaroo rat) is the source of this 1539-nucleotide messenger RNA. Its product is annotated as protocadherin beta-5-like. The transcript has 3 exons. The record is from RefSeq and is a predicted model, not a curated record. Gene Ontology annotation, cellular component: plasma membrane. Lineage: Eukaryota; Metazoa; Chordata; Mammalia; Rodentia; Heteromyidae. Gene Ontology annotation, molecular function: calcium ion binding. Bases 1 to 1539 code for a protein of 512 amino acids. Gene Ontology annotation, biological process: homophilic cell-cell adhesion.